Messenger RNA from Halteromyces radiatus, 1525 nucleotides. Its product is annotated as glucose-6-phosphate dehydrogenase. The record is from RefSeq and is a predicted model, not a curated record. Gene Ontology annotation, molecular function: glucose-6-phosphate dehydrogenase activity; NADP binding. The transcript has 4 exons. NCBI's taxonomy places the organism in Eukaryota, Fungi, Mucoromycota, Mucoromycetes, Mucorales, Cunninghamellaceae. Bases 8 to 1525 code for a protein of 505 amino acids. Gene Ontology annotation, biological process: pentose-phosphate shunt, oxidative branch; glucose metabolic process. Gene Ontology annotation, cellular component: cytosol.
AAAAAUCAUGUCUAACGUUAACGAUGUCAGAAAAAAGGUGAAUCAGCAGAUGAAUGGUGGUCUCACUGUCGUACUCUUUGGAGCAUCCGGUGAUUUGGCCAAGAAAAAGACGUUUCCAGCAUUGUUCCGAUUGUUUAAAAAUAAAUUACUCCCCACAUCAACAGUGAUCAUUGGUUAUGCACGAUCGAAAUUGGAUCAUGAUGGAUUUGUCCAACGAAUCACGGAAAAUCUAAGCAAGGAGGAAGACAAGAAAACAGUGGAUGAUUUUGUCAAGAUAUGUAGCUACGUAUCAGGCCAAUAUGACCAGGAUGAAUCAUUUCAACACUUACAACAAGUCAUCGGUCAGUCUGAAGACAAGCGGGGCAUGAAACAAGGGCAGAAAAACCGAAUCUUUUACAUGGCUUUACCUCCCUCAGUGUUCUUGGAUGUGGCUAAAGGAUGUCGUAGAAAUGUCAUCUCACCCGAUGACAAGAGUGUGAAUCGUGUCGUUAUUGAAAAACCAUUCGGGAAGGACCUAGAAUCAUGUAAUGAGCUUCUGUCAAAUCUUCGUGUAUUGUUCACAGAAAACGAUACAUAUCGCAUUGAUCAUUAUCUUGGCAAGGAAAUGGUGAAAAACAUCAUACCUUAUCGAUUCUCCAAUGCAUUCAUUCAUCCUCUUUGGAACAACAUCCAUAUUGAUUCAGUGCAAAUUACUCUAAAGGAACAUUUUGGUACAGAAGGUCGUGGAGGUUAUUUCGAUGAAUUUGGUAUUAUUCGAGAUGUGAUUCAAAACCAUCUACUUCAAACCAUGUCAUUGGUUGCUAUGGAAAGACCCAUUGGAAGAGGAGCAGAAGCGAUUCGAGAUGAAAAAGUCAAAGUAUUGAGAUGUGUCAAGCCUAUCAAGAUCGAAGACACGUUGAUUGGUCAGUAUGUGGCUAAUGGAGACAAGCCUGGUUAUUUGGAUGAUGAUACAGUACCAAAAGGUAGUCUAUGUCCAACCUUUGCAGCUAUGGUGUUAUGGAUUGAUAAUGAUCGUUGGGACGGUGUGCCUUUUAUUCUCAAGGCGGGUAAAGCACUCGAUAAGUCGAAAGUAGAAAUACGUGUUCAAUAUAAAAAAGUACCUGGUAGUUUGUAUGGAGGUGUUCAUCGCAAUGAAACAGUGAUGAGAAUCCAACCAUCAGAAGCUAUUUAUACAAAAUUCAAUAACAAAUCACCUGGACUCACGGAUCACACUAUGGUAACUGAAAUGAAUUUGACUUACAAAGACCGUUUUGAAAAUCUUCAGAUUCCUGAUGCUUAUGAAUCUCUAAUUUUGGAUGUUAUGCGCUCUGAUCAUUCAAAUUUUGUACGUGAUGAUGAAUUGGAUGCCGCUUGGCGAAUUUUCACUCCUGUUUUACAUCAAUUGGAAAAUGAAAAGAUCAAGCCUUAUCCAUACAAGUACGGUACUCGAGGUCCCGAUAAAGAAAGUGAAUUUGUGAAAAAGUAUGGUAUAGAACAAUUGAUGACUGGGUAUACUUGGCCAAAACAAGAUGUAGAACAACAGUAA